Apus apus (common swift) is the source of this 2068-nucleotide messenger RNA. It is a transcript of the gene RAD51, whose product is annotated as RAD51 recombinase. Gene Ontology annotation, molecular function: single-stranded DNA binding; ATP binding; ATP-dependent DNA damage sensor activity. The coding region runs from base 94 to 1113 and encodes 339 amino acids. The record is from RefSeq and is a predicted model, not a curated record. The transcript has 10 exons. Gene Ontology annotation, cellular component: condensed nuclear chromosome. Lineage: Eukaryota; Metazoa; Chordata; Aves; Apodiformes; Apodidae. Gene Ontology annotation, biological process: mitotic recombination-dependent replication fork processing; reciprocal meiotic recombination; double-strand break repair via homologous recombination.
CCCCCCGUCACGUGACGCGGUGGCGGGCUCCUCCGAACCGCCGCGAUCCCGGGAGCGGCCGCGGGGCCCGAGCUGUGCUGAGCACUCAGCACCAUGGCCAUGCAGAUGCAGCUGGAAGCAAACGCAGACACGUCAGCAGAGGAUGAGAGCUUUGGACCUCAGCUCAUCUCCAGGUUAGAGCAAUGUGGCAUCAAUGCAAAUGAUGUGAAGAAGUUAGAAGAAGCUGGAUUUCACACAGUGGAGGCUGUUGCUUAUGCACCAAAGAAGGAGCUUCUGAAUAUUAAAGGCAUCAGUGAAGCCAAAGCUGACAAAAUCUUGGCUGAGGCAGCCAAGCUGGUUCCCAUGGGCUUCACCACAGCCACGGAAUUCCACCAGCGAAGGUCAGAGAUCAUCCAGAUCACCACUGGCUCCAAGGAACUGGAUAAACUUCUUCAAGGAGGAAUAGAAACGGGGUCCAUAACGGAGCUGUUCGGGGAGUUCCGCACGGGCAAGACCCAGCUGUGUCACACCCUGGCAGUCACCUGCCAGCUGCCCAUCGACCGCGGCGGCGGGGAGGGCAAGGCCAUGUACAUCGACACCGAGGGCACCUUCCGCCCCGAGCGCCUCCUGGCCGUGGCUGAAAGGUAUGGCCUGUCUGGCAGUGACGUCCUGGACAACGUGGCCUACGCGCGGGGCUUCAACACGGACCACCAGACCCAGCUGCUGUUCCAGGCCUCAGCCAUGAUGGCAGAGUCAAGGUACGCCCUGCUGGUGGUGGACAGUGCCACGGGCCUGUACCGCACCGACUACUCGGGGCGGGGGGAGCUCUCGGCGCGGCAGAUGCACCUGGCGCGGUUCCUGCGCAUGUUGCUGCGCCUGGCGGACGAGUUCGGGGUGGCCGUUGUGAUCACUAACCAGGUGGUGGCACAGGUGGAUGGAGCAGCCAUGUUUGCUGCAGAUCCCAAAAAACCUAUCGGGGGAAACAUCAUAGCACACGCUUCCACCACGAGGCUGUACCUGCGGAAGGGCCGAGGUGAGACCAGAAUAUGCAAGAUCUAUGACUCCCCGUGCCUCCCUGAGGCUGAGGCCAUGUUUGCUAUCAACGCUGACGGGGUGGGAGAUGCUAAAGACUGAGGACACUGUUUCCUUUCCUGUGGAACCCAAGCCAAGGUGUCUGGAGAAGGCUCCUUUCCCUGUGGCGCCUUCUGGACUCUUUCCCAGCACAGCUGCUGUUCAGAUGCUGGCAGAGGGACCUGAGCAUAGAAUCCAUCAGGUUGAAUCCACCUUGAGGCACAUCUAGAGGUGUUGCUUGGGGGAGCUCUGCCCUCCUGGGCUUGACUCUGCUCUUAGAUUGACCUGGGCUCUGGAGGACACUUCAGAGGACACGGCCUUGGUGUUGUCCCCAGGGCUGGUGCUCCAGCUGCACUCUACCCAUGGACAGUCAGAUCAAAGUCUGUGUGCCCACAGUUCAUAACCUGGUGAAGCUGAAGUAGCAUUGAGGGUUUGUCAAGUAAGAAGAGCAGGGACCUGGAUACUUCCUGGAUUGCUCUGAUGCUGGGGUCAAGCUGAGCAGUGUUCCACCAGCAGAGCUGCUGCUCACAGUCCUUUAUUCUUUCUGUUAAUUUUGGUUUGGAUGCUGCAAUGUGCUGGGGUUUGGGAGCUGUUAGUUGGCAUUUCCAUUCAUAAUUAUUUUUAUUUUUUUGGUAUUUCAUUAAUUCUCUGUGGAAAUUACUUUUAAUAAAGAGGACCAUGGAAAUACUGCUGCCAUGACAGGUUGCUGGGACUCAGCCAGGUGUUCAUUCAGACAGGUGUUUUUACCUGCAGGCAGGGAGAAGAUACAUAAAAUCUUCAAUGAAUCAGCCUGUUUGUUUUUUUCCUUUUUGAUGCUAAUUAAAUUAAUCAUCUCCUUGAGGUGGGACGUGCAGCACCACCUUCCUGCCAGUGCCCUGGAGAUGCCUUGUAGGAGUUUUUUGAGGUUAAAAAGCUUCUUUUGCAUUCUGCAAUGUUUUCAUAUAAGGUGUAUGAUAUUGUGAACUUGCUCUCAACUUGAUUAAAGAGAACAGUGUCCUGGUGGUGGGUGGCAGCAAGA